Chrysoperla carnea is the source of this 2535-nucleotide messenger RNA. Its product is annotated as protein PFC0760c-like. The record is from RefSeq and is a predicted model, not a curated record. NCBI's taxonomy places the organism in Eukaryota, Metazoa, Arthropoda, Insecta, Neuroptera, Chrysopidae. The transcript has 6 exons. The coding region runs from base 195 to 2300 and encodes 701 amino acids.
AAAGUGUUCGAAAAAGAAAUUAUUAGCAAAAAAAAAUUUAGGGAUUAUUAUCUCAAAUUAUUUAAUUUAAUUUAUAACUCCAUAAUUCGUACUUAAAAUAUAUUGUACAAAAAAAUUCAUCACCAUCAUUAAUGUGACUCCCGUGAAAAUAUUUUUUUGGCAAAACAAAAAUUAAAUAAAAGAACUACCGAAAAAUGGGAAUGUAUGUUAAAUGGUCAUGGCUACUGUAUAUGGCAACUGCCAUGUGGUCGGCUCUUAUUAUAAACGAUUGGAAUAAUGAUUUCCAAAAUGGUAAUGUCCAAGAGUUUAUUAAUGAUUCAGUUGAAGAAACUAUCAAUGUUUCAAAAAUUCAACCACAACCAAUAAUGGAAAGUCAAGAAAUUAAAGAAGAGCCAAUAAUUCAAGAACCGUAUAAAUUAGUUAAAAAAACUAUUUUAAAAGAAGACUUAAAAUUUGUAGAACCAGUUUCGAUUGUAAAUGAUACACCAACAUCGAAUAUCUUAGACGAAAAACAUGAUGCAGUGGAAACUUCACCAUCGUUCGAAAUUAUCGAAGAUUUAAAUUUGAUUUUAAAUUUACUCGAUAGUUCGAAAACAUGGUGGAAUUUUAAUUGGUAUUGGAAUUGUAUAGCUUUUAUUGUGUUAACGCUUAUUUAUAUUGUUGGAAGAAUAAUUUGGAAAUAUGGACAAAAUAAAGUUCCGAAAAAAGAAGAAGAAGAACCAUCUGAGGAGAAACCAGCAGCAAUAAUAAAUAUUACCAGUUCAUUGACGCAACAAAAAAAAUUAAUCAGUAAAAUUCCCACUUACAAAUUUAAACAUUCCAUAUCUGAUAUGGCCGUAUCAUCUACAAAUCAUCAAACAAAUACCGGUGAAUUCGCCAAUUUAGAUACUUCAAAUCUUACGGAUGUCACAUUAAAAAAUAAUCACUUCAUACAAGAAAUUAAUGACUAUAAGAAAAAACUUAACGAUGAAGAAGAAAUGUGUUUUAAUUUACGCCAAGAAUUAAUUCAUAUUCAUGAUGACCAUGAACGCGACCGUGAGAAUUUAAAUCGCAAACUUGAAGCAGUCACAAUUGAAAAGAAAGAAUUGAGUAAACAAUUAGCAAGUGUCUUAAAAGAAAACCAAACUUUACGCACUGAUUUGGAUCAAAUUACAUUAUCCAGAGAUAAUACAACGCGGAAAUUGAGUCGUAUCAAAGAGGAAUUACGGAAAUCAACAAAAGAAAAAUGUAAUUUAAAUAAGCAAAUAAUUGUAAUGCGUAAACAAAAUGUUAGUUUACAUCAAACUUUGGAACGAUGUCGACGUGAAAUGAAACAACAUCAAGAAAAAGUUAGCGAAUUAGAACGAGAAAUAUUACAAUUAAAAACACGUUUACAAUGUGCAACGAUAAUAAAUAAAAGAAAUUCUACGAUGAAAGAACAUUCAGAAGACUUAUUAAAACCAACAAAAGGCAUGAGCCACAUGAAUACUGUAACUCCUGAAAAAUUGAGCCCAACAAAAUUAUCCAAAUUUGAUAUCUAUUCAGAUGUAAAAAGUCGUAUUAAGAAUUUAGAGAAUGAUAUUGUCAAUUGGGAAACCAAAAAUAGUGAUCAAAUAUUAAUAAGUGAUCAAAUCAUAAAAGCCCAACAAGAUGAUUUACAAAUAUCAGAAAUAUUUCAUACAUGUUGUGAUAAUUCAAAUGAUGAUAGCUCUGAGUAUGGUUUAACAACAGAUGCUGUUUAUUCGGAUCAUAUUGUUACAUUUUAUCGUGAAGAAGAGUUUCAAGCUGCAUUUACAGAUUCUACCUCCACGACUACAACAUCUGAUGAUGUUACAACAAAUGGAAAACGAAGUAAUUCAGAUGAAUUAAUUAAUAUUAAUGAUCCAGCAUUUGAAAUGAAUUUUAAUGAAGAGUAUAAUCGUUUAAUGGAGAAAUUCCAACAUUCUGAAACAUCAGAAUCAAAGGGCAUUAUUACGAAGCAAACAACGUUUUUAAAAAAAUAUUUCCAAGAUACAAGCAAUAUCCAAGACGGCUUCAACUAUUUCAGUAACGAUAUUGAAAGUAUAUUAAAUAACAAGAAUAACGGAGCGAUUUUGUCAAGUAAAAAAUGUUGUUUAUCCGUUCAUGUAUGCCCAGAAAAAUCGAAUAACAUAAACAAUAAUCAACAAGAUAAUAUAUUACAAAAUUCAUUGGCGUACAAACUAUUAUCAACUUUUGAUCCAUCUUGGCAAGCUGGACCCAAAAAUACACAGAAUUCUUCACCAAAAUCAUGUAGUGAUAAGUGUGAUGAUAAUAAUAGUGAUUUAUGUUCAUUAGAUUAGAAAAUGGAGGUUAAUAUAAUGGGUGAAUUAAGAUGUUUUUGGUUACUAAUGGUCGGAAUCAAAAUAUGAUACAUACUCAAAAUUACUAAAUUUUUGAAGCAUUGGACAACAGACCAGAAAAAACUGAUAUUUAUGUACAAUUAGUAUCUGCAAAUAAGUUUCAAGAAUGUAUAUAAGCCUCAAACAUUUUUCUACUCUUUUCUGAGUUUAAGCUGGAACAUACGUGUCUCCUCUU